Messenger RNA from Postia placenta MAD-698-R-SB12, 2026 nucleotides. RefSeq lists its product as hypothetical. Lineage: Eukaryota; Fungi; Basidiomycota; Agaricomycetes; Polyporales; Adustoporiaceae. The transcript has 10 exons. The coding region runs from base 301 to 1671 and encodes 456 amino acids. The record is from RefSeq and is a predicted model, not a curated record.
GCGCUGCAUUGUGCUCGUCGUCGACGUCAACGGCGAGCAGGGCACAGGGGUCGCCCUCGCCGUACAGCCCCCGCGCAAUCAGCCAUCUGAUAUCGAGGAUUAUCACCCCAGUACCUGCGAGUCCUUCAGCUGCUGCUGUUUGUAUCUGCCUCGUGUUCCCCCGCCUCGUGGAUCUAACCACAAGUCCUUUUUCAAACUGAAUGACUCUUCACUGACUUUCAUCCUCUCCAUAUAUCUCCUAAUCUUCCGCUCACGUUCUCCCCUUCACUCUCAUCCAUUCCGCUUCCGCAGGCCGCGAUCAUGCUUCUAUCGCCAGCGGCUUCAAACGCGAGUCUGCCAUCCUCUCAGGGCUUCUGGGGCAGGUUCAAGACUCCCAAAAGCAACAAGGAUGUCGAGCUUGCUCCUAACAGGCAGAACCCAAUGGCUCUCGCAAGGCAGCGUCUGCUGACCCUCGCGUUUGGGGAUAUGGAAACAAUCCGAAUGCUGCCGAAUACAUUUGUUGAGCUCGACGCCGUCGCAAGAGAUUGGAUCAAACCCCCACCAGAUGUCAUGUUCAGUCUGCGCGUACCGGUUGAGUAUGCCUCUCUCCAUGCAGCCCGACUAGUAGCAGGGCCAUACAUAUAUUUGACGUCCGAGGACUCAUAUCAGAUUGCUAUCAUGGGUGUGCAAGGCCUAAGGGUAGAGAUCGUCAGUGAUGGACCUCCGCCACCUGAGGAUGAACCUCCCCCGCCUCCUCCCCCGCCCGUGCUUGAAAUGCCAGCGACAUUUGCUUUGGAACUGAGUCCUGGGCAACAAGUCGCCUUGGACACAAUGGUGUCGUCAGACGAACUCGACAUGGCACGCAUGGACGACGGGACGACAGUCGACGGCUCCUUCUGGGGCAAGCUCGACAUCGUGCACGACGGAGACGUUCACAAGAUGGAGUUUACCGGAACGCGUCUCGUCAACAGCCCAGAGGUCACCCAGGACUUGGUAGUCGACUCCCGAGUUCUCACCAAGCUUGCAGUUGCAGCAAAGCCUGCUACGGCAAAGUGCCAUCUCCAUAUCUAUGCUCCGACCCAGCAGUAUUGCGACUUGGUCUUGUCCUUCUCCCCACUCUGGAAACUGGGAAUCACUUGGCCACCUUCCGAGCCGGUCGCCGAGAACAAGGUCAAAUACUUCAUGCGCGUGCACCCGGGAGGUGCUAUAGAGCACUUCGAGAGUGAGGUGACCGCAACAGCGAUCUAUUACGAGGCGAUACCUGAACCUGGGAUGGUAGAUCCGAACGAGUUCAUUGCACCGCGAAACGGCUUUGCUAUGUCCUUCAGAGACUUCAUUCCUCAUCUCAUGCGCGUCCUUGACUCGCUUGGAAUGUCACUCCAAGCCCGGACUAACUUCGUCAAUCACAACAUGUCUGCGUUUGCAGCACAUCGCAACAUCGCCUAUCGCUUUAUGUCACCAAGCAAGAUCGCUGCAGCCAUUGACAUCUCCGUCACGGCAGAGAACUGCUUAUUCACUCGUCUCUUCCUGAUGUUCCGCGGAGUCUCCGACGACGAUCUAGGUCUCUUCGCUGGCGCAGGCGAAAAAGAGGCUAAUCAGGUCAACUGGCGCGAGAUUAUCGGCUGGUCCGAGCUAUCCAAGGAUACGAGCCAGUUCCGAGUACUGGAGACAUCGGUGCUUGAGGUGACAUAGGAUGCAGUCCCUCGAUAUUCCAUUGGUUCUGUGCAUUGUCUAUUCCUCUUCGCGUGCGAGUCUCAUCGCUUAGGUCAUAUUCUGCCCUCCCUCUGUCCCCUCGUAUCCGGUUCAGUCACCAUUCUGUAACCUUAUCAUUCACAUGUAAUGCAUCCCACUGUACUGCUCGCCCUGUACUGGUCGUAUGCUCACACCUGCUGCGUCCUCAGGAGUUCUUUAUAGCCCGUGCUCACGGACAGAUCAUCUGCUCUUCCUCCCUGCUGUCUUGCUAUCGUAGUAGUGACGAUGAUCAUGCCACGCCAUCAUGUAGCCAUUCUUCCGCUGUUACUGUGUAUAUACUCCAGAUCUGAUCUCC